AUGUCACAACAACAACAACAAUGCAUUACAGAACAACCUCAAUUAACGGGAUAUGCCGAACAAUUAAAUGAUGAACAAAAUGAGAAAAGAAAAAAGAAUAAUGAUUCUGGUCCUUUAAAUGGUUGUUUUUGUGGUGAUUGUGGAUGUGUUGAUUGUUGUGAUAAUAAUUGUCUUCCAACAGAUUGUAUGGAAUGUUUGGGACAUAUUUUUUGUUGUUGUUCAUUAGCUUCUAAUACAAAUUCUGGGUGUGAUUGUGGAAAUGUUGAUUGUGGGGGAGGAGGGGAUAUUUGUUGUUGUUUAUAAUUAAAUUUUCUCU
This is a messenger RNA of Meloidogyne enterolobii, 316 nucleotides long. NCBI's taxonomy places the organism in Eukaryota, Metazoa, Nematoda, Chromadorea, Rhabditida, Meloidogynidae. The record is from the annotation of a GenBank genome assembly.